Molecule: messenger RNA, 978 nt
Organism: Trichomonas vaginalis G3
Lineage: Eukaryota; Parabasalia; Trichomonadida; Trichomonadidae
Product: protein of unknown function (DUF3447)
Exons: 1
Coding region: 1-978 (325 amino acids)
Molecular function (GO): protein binding
Source: RefSeq, a predicted model, not a curated record
AUGUCUGAACAAGACACUCAUCCAAACGAAUUCAAUGAACUGCGAAGUAAGUAUAAAUACUACAUCGAUACAUUUAAUACGUUGUAUCAGCUGAAAACGGAAAACAUAGAAGAAUUAUACUCGAUUUACAAAAUGAUCAAAACAGAGUUGAUUGAUUCAAAGAAAUAUCCUCCGCAAAGGAUGAUCAAAAAUAUUUUAGACAUCAUUCCGUAUAAUAACCGCUAUAUAACGUCAUAUUUGAUUCUUGCCGAAUUCAUAACUGAUGAUUAUCAAGUAACAGAGGAUUCUAAAAUUUCAAUUGAAGAUGGCAUCCUAACUUACAAAGAAUAUUCCAUUGAUUUAGACUACGCUAAUGAUUUCGAAAAAAUUGAAUCAAAAGAUCUCAUUUUUGAUACAGAAAAUGCAAUCUACCCAGCAAUUAUGUAUAAUGACAAAGAAAGUUUUAUCUGCUUAACUGAAAUGGUUGGUUUUGAUCAAAAACAAAAGCUUACAAGCAAUUUAUAUCCAGAUUUUUGUAGUAGUUUUUCAUUACUUGAAUUAUGCUGUUAUUAUGGAGCAGUUGAUUGUUUCAAGUUCUUAAGAACAAAAUUUAACUCAAAAAUAACUAAAACUUGUCUUCAAUAUUCAUUUUUAGGAGGAAAUCCAGAUAUCAUGAGUGAAUGUUUGAAAUAUAAAAAACCAGAUUGGAAAUGCAUGAAAUAUGCAACUAUUUCACACAACAUUGAUUUUGUUACAUUCUUAAUGAAUGAGUACAAUUUGGAGAUCAAUAGAUAUACUUGUGCACGGAAUAAUAAUCUUGAAUCAUUUUUAGUUUAUUUCGAUCAAACUAAUGAUGUUAAUGGAUGCCUUAUUUAUUCGACGAGGUUCAAUAUUCCAUCUCUUUGCGAAUAUUUCCUUUCACAUGGUGCAAACAUCAAUGCAAAAGAUAUUAAUGGGCAAACCGCUCUUCAUAAAGCAGCAAAAAAAAUAGUAAAGUAA